Messenger RNA from Plodia interpunctella (Indianmeal moth), 4196 nucleotides. RefSeq names its product rifampicin phosphotransferase-like. Gene Ontology annotation, biological process: phosphorylation. The record is from RefSeq and is a predicted model, not a curated record. Lineage: Eukaryota; Metazoa; Arthropoda; Insecta; Lepidoptera; Pyralidae. Bases 65 to 4045 code for a protein of 1326 amino acids. The transcript has 24 exons. Gene Ontology annotation, molecular function: kinase activity; ATP binding.
AUGUAAUCGAGUCAACUCCGUCCCUUGUGCGGUUGAGGACGUGUGUCAAUGUUGUGCCGCGAAAAUGGAUUUCUUCGAUGUAUUGCUGCAAUCGGGUCUGAUGACCACGGCCCUCGUCGUUUAUCUAAUAUUUAUAAGAAAACAUAGGAUCACGCGACGGAAUUAUAUUGAACCAGGUUGGAACUACCCUCUAAAAUGGCUAGUAGCGCGCUACUACGCAGUGAAAAGAUGGAGAGCAAAUCAUCGCAGCGUCCCCCUAGAUGAGCACCCUCGUUCAGACUUGAACGACGGCUGGGAUUCCAUAUCCAUAGUCGCGACCACACCAGAUGGUGCCGCCCUCUUGGUGGGCGUCAGGAAGCUGUGUGGCCAGCAGUCGAUGGCUGAAGUCACCGUGUAUAUCAAACUGGCUGACGGAACCAACUAUGCUUUGGCUCGUCACCCAGAUACCGCAGUGGGAGCUUGGGAGGACACCGCAGAGGGCUGGACGGCCGAAGGUCUGAAAAUACAAGUGGUGAUACCCGAGCUCUGCUUGCGGGUCAUCUACAACGGCAUCCUGACCAGGCUCUCCGACGGGGUCAAACAGCACGUCAAAUUUAAUUUUAUUUGGACAUCAGGGUCCGAUGUGUCGCGUUAUCCCGAAGACUGGAGCGACCAGCUCGCCGCCCACACCCUGGCUUUGGAGCAGUGGAGAGAUGACGAAUGGCCAAAUAUAUUAGGCAAAUGGGAGGACGGAGGUUGGCUUCAAUUCGGUGUAGCCCAAGGGCGAUUCCAAUCUUUCGACGAGCAAGGUGCCGUGGAUAAGACCGAGUACCUGCGAUAUAGGGGCAUUAGGGAAAGACGCUGGGCCCCGCAUGGGUACCAGGGUCUACGGCGUUCUGUGUCUUUGUUGGUGGUUGCCAAGGACGGGACUGCUGUUCAGAUCCGUGGCAUGUCGUAUAACAAUGUCCUUACAGAGAAUAUAUCCGGGUGCGUGCGACAUCCUGAUGGAGAUGUAUGCAGUAUUACUAGUACAGAUUUUUCCAUGCAACAUUUCUGCGAGACUCCUGAUGAGAUCCCGAAGGUUUUCACUUUCAACGUUGAAACAAAAAGUCGCGAGUUCCGUCUCGUAUUUUCCAUCAACGCAGACGGUGGACAGCUAGUGAGCGGGUUACCUUACCAGCAGCGCUGCGAACACCGCAGCGCGGCGGGCGUCGUCAACGGGGACCCGGCCACUGGCGUGCUGGUGCUGGGAUAUGAGGCGGCGGAGUCGCGUCAGCCGCUGUCCCCGCUGGCGCCCGCGCCGGCGCUGCAGUGGGCGGGGGCGGGGGCGGGGUCGGGGGCGGGGGCGGGGGCGGGGGCGGAGGGCGACGCGCCGCACUGCCUCUGGUUCGGGGACAGGGCUGCGGCGUGCGUGGAGUACACGGGGGGCAAGGGCGCUUCGCUGGCGUUGCUGGCUUCCGUGCAAGAUGAAGAGGGUUACAAAGUACCCCCAGGGUUCUGCGUGACGACCCGCGCCCUGGAGGAACAUCUGGAGACGAACCCAGCGCUGACGAGUGCUAUCAAACAGAUCGAGGCCGCCAAUGACAACUACGAGGAAAGCAACUUCAAGGACAAAUGUAACAAGGCGAUACAGUUAUUCGUCACCACCGAGAUCACAGGAGCUGUGAAGGACGACAUAUUGAAAUAUCUGGCUGAACUGCGGCUCCAGGCCAAAGACAAAGGAUUGGAACAACGAUUCGCUGUGAGGUCUUCAGCUAUUGGCGAAGACAGCGAAACUUUAUCCGCGGCCGGGCAGAAUGAGACCAUAUUGGGCUGUGUGAGCGAUGACGAUGUACUGAGAGGCGUCCAGAAAUGUUGGGGCUCCAUGUUCGCCUUCACCAGCGCUUAUUACCGCAGACAAAACGGGCAGCCAUGUAUGUGCGGCGGCGCGGUAGUGAUACAAGCGCUGGUGUCGCCGCUCGCGGCCGGCGUGCUGUUCUCCCGCCACCCGGCCGCCGGCGACCCCUCGCGGCUGCUGAUCACCGCCAACUAUGGACUCGGUGAGAGCGUGGUGUCCGGUACCGUGGAGCCUGACACUAUUAUAGUGAAGCGACAUUACGAUGGCCAGUUGAGCAUCAUGAAGAUCGAAUUGGGUUCCAAAACGGAGCGUAUCACCGCCUCAGACGGGGGAGGUGUGACGUCACAACCAGUGCCGGAAACACAACGCAGCGUGCCGUGUCUGUCGGAGCGGGAGAUGCUGCAGCUGGCUCGGCUGGGGGUGCGGCUGGAGCUGCUGUGGGGCAAGGGCAGGGACAUCGAGUGGGCCGUGGCUAAGGAUGGCAUCUACAUGUUGCAAGCGCGGCCCAUCACGUCGCUGGAGCGGUGGACGGAGGAGGAGCUGCUACACGAAAACGAUACUCCCAUCAUGUCAGACGAGGAUCUUGUCACGUUUGCCAAUUGUGGAGAGGUGAUGCCAAAGCCGAUGUCCCCGAUGGGUUACGACGUGAUGGUGAAGCCGCUAGCAGAUUGCAUGAUGCGCGGUUUGGAACCCGGCGCGAGCGAGUACGACAAGUGGGUUGUCAUCACCCAUAACAGGGUCGCCAUGGCUUUGUAUGCUUUAUCGUACCGGCGACCGCCGAAGACAAUAGACAUUGGCGUGCGAAUGCAAGAGAUGGCGCUCCACGGGCACAAGCUGGCCGACCAACAUAUCCUGGACACGGCGCUGCACCGGCGGCCGUUCAGUCUUUACCACCGAAUGCUCUUGAUGGUGCGAGCCAUGCUGUGGCCUUUGUUGACAUCCAAAUGGCAAGUGAAAAAAGCGAUCAAAGCGGUGAAAAACAUGUCGAAUUCAUUGGAGAACAACAGUUCGUUGGAGAUCUUGAAAGGCAUCACAGACUUGCGGGAGAAUAUUCAGGAUGUGGCGGUGAGACACAUGUAUACGAGCUCUUCCAGCUCUAGCAGCCAGCUCAUCGCGAUGGCUGUCCUGCUGGAGGGUCGAGGAAUUGAUUUCACCCAAGAGCAGUGCGCCGACAUAGGGACAAUGUUGAGUUCCGGGGACGUUUUAUCCGCGGAAGUGCCUCAAGUUUUAGCAAAAAUAGCGCGUCAGAUCCACGAAACUGGCAAAAUGGAGGAAUUCCGGGCCCAAGACUCCAAGGCCGCUUUGAAAUGGUUGGAAACAACUUUGCCAGAUGUCCACAAGAAUGUUGUCAAGUUUUUGGACGAACACGGCUAUAGGGCUAUCAUGGAGUUUGAUGUAGCGACAAAGCCUUGGGUGUUAGUACCGGAAGAGCUCAUGAAAGUACUGGCCAGCAUGAGACCCACAGAGGAAGUGAAGAGUACGGUCAAGACAGACGCUGAAGUUAUAGCUUCUUUGAAAUCGCCACAAAAGGGCAGCACUAGGAAAAUUUUGCGAUGGUUGCUGCCAGUAUGUCGUCACAUGGUCCGCAACAGAGAAGCCACGAAGGCCCAACUGAUCCUGGGCAUCCACAAGGUCAGGCUGAUGGUGAUAGCGCUGGGCCAGCAGCUGGUCAGGGAGUGGUACUUGCCCGACCCCGACCUGGUGUACUACUUCAGAGAACACGAGCUCAAGAGAUAUUAUGAGACCAGGGACGCAGCGCUUUUGAGGAAAGCAAUCCAGCGUCAACAAUAUUAUCCUAAAUGGUCCAAGUUGCGGUUCGCGGAGAACUAUACGGGGUGGCCAGAGCCUCUCCAAGUGAAGGGGCCUUCAGUGACCGCCGGAGAUGCGAGGAUUGAGGCGACUUCCGUGUACGGAGGAGAGGCCAUCGGCAGAGCUUGCGUGGUCAAGGAUCUUUCAGAGAUCCACCAGCUGCAACACGGCGACAUCCUGAUCACGCACGCGACCGACAUCGGCUGGUCUCCGUACUUCCCGCUGCUCACCGGCAUCGUCACCGAGCUGGGCGGGCUCAUAUCUCAUGGCGCAGUCAUAGCACGCGAAUACGGCUUGCCGUGUGUAGUGGGAGCGACGGGAGCCGCGGACAUGUUCCGCACUGGAGACACGGUCAGACUCAUUGGACACCAGGGUGUGCUGGAGAAGGUGUCCGUAGCUGACGAUGAAGGAAGCAAGUGAUGUGAUAUUGUUUGUUUAUCCUUGUUAUAUUGUGAGACUGAUAAAAUGACGUGUUUGAAAGUUUAGUUUCUCACUACUUUAUAUAUAUUACAACGAGAUACCUAUCACAGUUCAAAAUAUGUAAAUAAAAUCUCAGUUUAAUUUAUAUUAA